AUGGAUGCAACAACUCUGCAGGCCGCGCGAGAAUUUUUCGCCGACUCGCGAGAUGAUUUCGUCGUAUAUAUCCAGGAACUUUCUGCCGGAGAUAUCUCAGAUCAGGGCGCCGCUGCAAUCCAAACCGAGCUUCGUCGUAUAGCCCACACACUCUCUGGAUGGAUGGAGCUUCGAGAUGAUCCCAACGGAAUGAGUUGCAGCUAUUUUUCAGAGCGGUGCUGCAACCUCUCAGAUAUUGUUGUAGAAGUCGCUGAGAUGGUCACUAUCAAGGACGGACAGCUCCCUCCCACAGUUAUGAAGAUGUUCGGUAUGCUGGCUAUACACUUAGGACGACUUAAUCUGAACGGCCAUCGCGAAGAGGACAAGUAUGCGCGGGGCUUUGAUCGCAUGGCCAAGGAUGAAGAUCGUAGAUGGCAGAUUGGAUCCCAGGGACCGGAUGAUGGUAGAGCUGAACUUCUUUUGGGCUUGUGGACUCGUAUGAAUCGGAUUUCAGAGCCUGGUCCCAAUUGUCGAUGA
This is a messenger RNA of Penicillium roqueforti, 516 nucleotides long. RefSeq lists its product as uncharacterized. The coding region runs from base 1 to 516 and encodes 171 amino acids. The record is from RefSeq and is a predicted model, not a curated record. NCBI's taxonomy places the organism in Eukaryota, Fungi, Ascomycota, Eurotiomycetes, Eurotiales, Aspergillaceae. The transcript has 2 exons.